Messenger RNA from Misgurnus anguillicaudatus (oriental weatherfish), 1721 nucleotides. RefSeq lists its product as uncharacterized. The record is from RefSeq and is a predicted model, not a curated record. Lineage: Eukaryota; Metazoa; Chordata; Actinopteri; Cypriniformes; Cobitidae.
AGCUGUCUUGCCAGUCACUAGUAACUCUGGUUAUAAUACCAAUAAUUGUUUAUGUAAUUACAUAGCACCUCAUGUGCAGCACAUAUCUUGUACAUGUGUGACACAUAUAACCAUUUUUGUUUAUCUGACUUUUAGGAACCAGUGCCAGUGAUUCACAUUUUCAGGCCUAUCUUCUUGAGGGCUUGAUGCGCUGGAAUGAUGACAGGAUCGAAGAUGCCAUAAAAGGAGCGUCCUCCAUCCGGACAUAUGGCAGUGCCAUGAAAGAGGCUGUGGACAAGCUUUCCCGAACUGUCUUCGGAAAGCCCUGGGAUGAGCGCUAUCGCCCUCCUGGAGCAUAUACAGGUGAAUUGCUGGGAAUGGAGUACCUUUACAGCCAGACUGGCAAAACACUUACUCCAGUGCUCCAGAACCCAGAGGAGGAAGACAGGCUGGUGGAGGAAGUUGAUGAUCAGGACCUGCAAGAUGAGGGGUUCGAGGAAGAGAUCAUGGAGGACAUCACAGUUCCAGUGCUAUAUGAGGAUGACCCUUGCCGUGAUCUUGAAAACAGCCCCUCAUCUUUGCCUCUGCAUCAGUCCCCAGCAUCGAUGGCUGAUGUGUCACUGGCUGAGCCGUCCACAUCAUCAUCUCCUGGUGGAGAACAACAGCAUCUUGCCCCUGCCCCUUCAGUACUGUCACAGUCAUCUGACACUGGAAGCAGUAUUUCCGACGAGGCUCAGGGAGCAGUCAUUGGACCCGAUGGCAUCGCUGGGUGGGACAAGGUCCAGGAUUUGGCUGGUUACCUGGUGGGUCUUCGUGAGGCUCCUUACCUUACUGACCAGCAGGUGACAGAGGCCAUCCAGCUGUGGACAGCUCUCCUAGAUUUCGAUAAGCAGCGGGUCAACUAUCAGCCUCGACAUCAGCCUCAGCUGACACAUGGGCGCUAUAAGGCACCGAAGCGGUCUGGAGUCAACCCAAGUGUGGAGAGUGUGAAACGGUGUCUGAUUGGACAUCCUGGGGGUCCAGCGCAGUGGCCCGACGCCAACCGCUUGGUUAAUACCAUUUGUAUGAAGCUGUGUGCUUUACACAAGUCGCCAACCAAGAAAGAUGGAGUUUGCACCCCCAGGUGGUCUAAAGUUCUUUCAGAUUACCACCACAUCCGAGAGUUGGUGCUUAACAAUCCCACUCUGAUGGAUGAAACAACGAUCCAGCUGUUUGAGAGAAACCAUAGGACACUCACUCAGUGGUUUCGUAAGUGGAAGAAUAGACACGGCAUGGCACGGUAGUCUUUAAUCCAGACAUGACUGUUUCAGUGGUGAUUUCACCUUCUGGUGCUUCGACAUCCAGUGCAGUCCCAGCUCCGCCUGCUCCGGCGUCUGCUGCUCCUGUGUCCCGUUACACGCAAAGGAACAGGCGCCGGCGGGCUAUGGAGAAUGAAAGUGGUGUCCAGAAGAGGAAGUAUGUGCGAGGGGUUACUUUUAACACGUGCAGCAAAUGUGGGCAGCCCAAAACGAAAGAGUUUGGCCAUAGCCGAUAUGGUAAUGCCACAUUUUGCUUGCGUGCCUCAAAUGGCAAAUCUUUAGAGGAAUGGUUGGCAGAGCAGCGCCAGCAAGAAACAUGUCAAACUCCACCACCUCAAUAAAUAACAUCUUUCCUGUAUAUAUUGUACAUAUGUGUGCGUGUGUGUGCUGUGAUCAUUUCAAUAUUUGUGUGUAUUUAUUUUAAUAAAACAUUUUACAUCUGAA